Molecule: messenger RNA, 1575 nt
Organism: Adineta steineri
Lineage: Eukaryota; Metazoa; Rotifera; Eurotatoria; Adinetida; Adinetidae
Source: the annotation of a GenBank genome assembly
AUGUAUAAUUCAAAUCGAGACGAAAUAGAUUCGGAAUCAAAUCGAAAACCAGCUUUAUUUACUGAUGAAACAUUACCAAUUGUUUCUUGUAAAGAAGUUAUUCAAAAAGAUCCUGUUCAUUCAGUGAAUGCAAGUGUACAAACUAAAUUUGAAGUACAACUUGCUGAUGCUGAAUGUCAAAGUAUAAAACGAAAAGAACGUGAAAUUCAAGUAGAUCUUGGAGAAAAAGCUGUUACGGAUGAAAUACAAGUUGAUAUGGGUCGUCUUAGUAAAUUUCUUGGACGUACUGCACCACGUGUUUUACAUUAUAUUGAAGAUAAUGCAGAACGUCCUAAUAUUCUUCGACAUAUUAAAUUAAGAUAUAGCGGUGAUGAUACUGCUCAAGAAUUAUUUACAUUAACUUAUCCAGAUAUUUUAAUUGAUAAAGAAAUUCAAAUAACUAGUUUAUCAUGGUCAGCUAAUGGAUCAUCUAUUUUUGUUGGUUAUGGAAGUACAUCACAUGAAGGUUUAUGUAUGCAUAAAGGUGCUGUAUGUUCAUGGAAUAUUGAAAGAUUUAAAAUUAAUCCAAAUAAACCAGAUAUGACUGUUGAAACAAGUACAUGUGUUACAACAGUUGCUUGUCAUCCAGAAAGACCUGGUAUUGUAGCAGCUGGUCUUUAUAAUGGUGAAAUACUUGUUUGGGAUUUUCGUGAACAAGAUUCAUUAAUUGCUCGUGUGUUAGAACGACAAGAUUUACAUCGAGAUUCAGUAACAUCACUUCAAUGGAUUCGUGAACCCAAAUUAUCGAAGAAAAAAUUUAUUCUUGUAUCAACUAGUCAAGAUGGACGAAUUCUUCUAUGGAAUCCAUUACCUAGUAAAAAUAAUUUAAAAUUAACAGAUGCUUACUUUGUUUCAACUAAAAUUAGUAGUAAAUCAUCAGGAAAACCAAUGGGAGUUACAAGUGUUUCAUUUAAUAAUGAAGAUGCUGAAACAUUUGUAUUUGGUUGUGAUUCAGGACAUUUAUAUAAAGGUUCACUUAAUUCAGUAUCAACUGUUCAAUCACGUGAACAAGGUCUUGCUGAUAUGACAAUUCAACCUAAAAAUCCAAUUACAAUGGCAUAUCAAUCACAUGAUAGUCCAAUAUAUUCUGUUAAUUUUUCUCCUUUCAAUCGGCAUUUAUUUCUUACAAGUGCACAUGAUGGACAAAUUCGAAUUUAUUCUCAACUUUUUCCAAAUUAUGGACGUUGUUUUGCACCAGCACAAGGCGCAAUUUUUACUUGUCGUUGGUCACCAUCACGUCCUUUACUUUUAGCAGCAGGUAGUGAACAUGGUAGAACAUUGAUCUAUGAUCUUGAACCAGAAGAAGGAGCAUCAACUGAUCUUCUAUCAUCAAUACCUGUACAAGAAUUACCAUCAUCAGAUAAACGAUCAUCAAUUAUUUGUUUAGAAUUUAAUCAUAAAACAUCCAAUACUUUAGCAUGUGGAGAUAGUGCAGGUGCAGUAACGAUUUGGAAAUUAGCAGAACGAUUUACAACAGCACAAAAUGAUGAAAUAGAAAAUUUACAAAUAUUAGCUAAAAGUUUUGGAGACAAUUAA